Olea europaea var. sylvestris is the source of this 2307-nucleotide messenger RNA. Its product is annotated as putative clathrin assembly protein At2g01600. Gene Ontology annotation, molecular function: clathrin heavy chain binding; phosphatidylinositol-4,5-bisphosphate binding; SNARE binding. The transcript has 15 exons. The record is from RefSeq and is a predicted model, not a curated record. NCBI's taxonomy places the organism in Eukaryota, Viridiplantae, Streptophyta, Magnoliopsida, Lamiales, Oleaceae. The coding region runs from base 219 to 1904 and encodes 561 amino acids. Gene Ontology annotation, biological process: vesicle budding from membrane; clathrin coat assembly; clathrin-dependent endocytosis. Gene Ontology annotation, cellular component: clathrin-coated vesicle; clathrin-coated pit.
GGUUCGAAAGGUCCGUAAAAGACCGCGCGACCAAACCAUCAAACGCCAUUUUCUCAGCAGAAACGAACAGUAACAACCCAUUUUCUCUCUCUAUCAGAGGCUGAAUAAAUUGCAGUAGAAACAGGAAAUUGAGAAAAUUUAGGGUUCCGAUUUUUUUUUUUUUUUAUUAGUAGUGGGUAGAAGAAAAAGAAGCGAUCUGAACGGUGUAAAGAGCGCAAAUGGCGACACUACGUACAUGGAGAAAAGCGUACGGUGCUUUCAAAGAUAGCACCAAGGUUGGACUUGCACAUGUCAAUUCCGAUUUCAAGGAUGUUGAUGUGGCGAUCGUCAAAGCUACGAAUCAUUUAGAGUGUCCACCCAAAGACAGACACCUCAGAAAAAUUUUGGUUGCCACAUCAUCAAUAAGACCUCGGGCGGAUGUCUCAUACUGCAUACAUUCGCUUUCAAGACGGUUGGCAAAGACACAUAACUGGACGGUUGCUUUGAAGACGCUAAUAAUUAUCCAUAGAACAUUGCGAGAAGGUGAUCCGACAUUUAGGGAGGAACUUUUGCAUUCCCAGCAGAGAGGGAACAUUCUUGAGAUGUCCAAUUUCAGGGAUGAUUCAAGCCCCAUUGCUUGGGAUUUCUCUGCUUGGGUACGGACGUAUGCACUCUACUUGGAAGAACGACUUGAAUGCUUUAGGAUACUGAAGUAUGAUAUUGAAUCCGAGCAUCUUCCCAGACCUGCAAAAGGCGAAGAUAAGCAGGUUGACAGCAGAACUAGAGAUUUGAAAAGCGAUGAACUGCUGGAGCAAUUGUCUGCUUUGCAGCAGCAGUUGCAUCGUCUCGUUGGAUGUCAGCCUGAAGGAGCAGCUGUGGGCAACUAUGUGAUUCAGUAUGCCCUUGCCUUGGUACUCAAAGAGAGCUUCAAAAUUUAUUGUGCUAUUAAUGAUGGGAUUAUUAAUCUUGUCGACAAGUUUUUUGAGAUGCCAAGACAUGAAGCAAUCAAGGCCCUUGAUAUCUACAAAAGAGCUGGACAGCUGGCUGGUAGUCUUUCUGGUUUCUAUGAAGUGUGCAAAGGCCUUGAACUUGCUAGAAAUUUCCAAUUCCCUGUGUUGAGAGAGCCUCCACAGUCCUUUCUAGUUACCAUGGAAGAGUAUACACGGGAAGCCCCACGAAUGGUUUCUGUUCCAAUUAUGUCCUUGGAAUAUCCUGAAAUGCUUCAGUUGACUUAUAAACAAGAGGAUGCUCCUUCACCUUCUGAUGAGACAAAAGUGCCGCAUGAGGAACCGAAGCUACCACGUUCAGAAGAUGUCGCGGUCUCAACUGCGGAGGCUGUUGGUCCUCAACCCCCUUCAACUAACUUGGACACUGAUGAUCUACUGCGGUUAAAUGUCACUGCACCUGAUGCUUCUGCCAUCGCGGAAAGCAACGCAAUGGCUUUAGCAAUAGUUCCAUCUGGUACUACACAUGGUUCUGAUGCUUUUCAAGCCCCCGACUUUGAUCCUACUGGAUGGGAAGUUGCCCUGGUUAGCACUCCCAGCAGCAACUUGUCUUCAUUUCAGGAGAGGCAAUUGGCUGGUGGACUGGAUUCACUUACACUACAUAGUUUAUAUGAUGAUGCUGCAUAUAGAGCAUCCCAUCAACCAGCAUAUGGAGCGCCUGCGCCUAAUCCAUUUGAAGUUGCAGAUCCGUUUGCUAUGUCUAACACCGUUUCUCCUCCAGCAGUUCAAAUGUCUCAAAAUCAAACAAAUCCUUUUGCUCCAUUCCAACCUAUUUAUCCACAGCCACAACAGCAACAGCAACAACACUUAUUGAUGUCCCCACAAAAUCCUUUCGGUGAUACAGGGUUUGAAGCAUUUCCUGUCGGUCCUGCUGCUCACCCUGAAACAAGCAAUCCAUUUGGGAGCACGGGUCUACUAUGAUAAAGUUAUACAUAUACAGAUAAGUUACACGGCUUAGUUGAUCUUGGUAUGUUUAAAAUGAGUGAAGUAGUGAGUAGUGCAUAAUAGUUGAUUUUCGGCCUUGAGAUGUAUGAUGAAUAAAUAAUGUUAUUCAUGAGUAUUGGUUUGAAUAGCAGUCAAUGUGGCAGUGGGGACAUUGCCGUAUUGUCCAAAUGAAUAAAAACAUACAAUGUCCAACAUCAUUGGACAAUGUGACAGUCGCUUCAGUAUCACAUAGACUGAUAUUCAUCACCAUGGUUGAUGGAUAGUGUUGCUCUGAUUGAAUCAGCAAAAAAUUUCAUUUGAUAUGCUCUGUGUUCAUUGAAAUGCUGAAUUGCAUCGUUCAAUCGUACAAGUAUUGUAACUGAGGUUACGUUCAUGCUUU